UGCUUCAGAAGGAGGAAACCAUUUUGGUCAGUUGAUACGUGAACUUCUGCACGUAGGCUGUCGUGUACGUCAGUACGCUCAAUUCAUGCAAGAACGUGAGCUCGAGUUGCCGUCUCCCCGCAGCUGCAGUCCAGCUCUCAGCUGCGGAACAACAAUCGCUCGGUUAAUUGGUCCAGAGCUGCGGAGUGUCAGCAUCUGACGCAACAGGAGCACCUAUCCGCGAGGGGGACACUGAUACCUGAGCACUGUAUGUCUUGACUCGCCGGGUGUACUUCAUCACGACCAGCUCGGUUCUGCAGUGCAGGUCGCCCUGGCGCUCAAGCAAAGCCCCAGUGUGUGCGUCCCAUCCGUGGAAAUGCUGCCUCCGAAGAACUGCCUCCCGAGGAACUACAGCUGCAUCGCGGGGCUCUUCGGAAGCCUGACCGCGGCCAACCCGAGACUGGAGGAUGGAGAGGAGUGUGAUGUGAUGAACGGCUCGUGUGAACCCAUGGAGAACCCGGUGGUGGACGAGAGGCCACGGGGCAGGGAGAUUUUUCUCAAGACCCCGCAGAGCCCGAAUCUCCGCCGCAGGUGCAAAUCGCUCCCUACGCCUAUGGAGAGAGCGAAGUUGGAGAUCGCACGCAGCAGAAGUCCGACCAGUCAGAAAAAGGUGCGCUUCGCUGACUCCCUGGGCUUGGAGCUCAUCACUGUGAAGCACUUCGACGAUGCGGACGACCCGGAGGUGCCGGAGCGCAUUUUGGCGAAGCUGCCCAAGGCGACGCUCCAUCACCUUGACACAAAGUUCCCCCGCGCUCCCGCGCAGUCCGUGUUCAUGGAGCUGCAGUUCACAAACCCAGGCACGCUACCCGACUUCGAGCAGAAAGUCAGAGAGGUGAAGGUGCUGCUGGAGACGGUGCAAACGGACGACUUCACCCUCUCCGGCUUUGUGCGCGUCUUGAAUCUGGCCUUUGAGAAGAGCGUCUCUUUGCGCUAUUCCCUGAACAACUGGAUAACCUUCAUGGACAGCUUGGCCACCUACGUUCCAGACUCGAGCGACGGCGUCACUGACAAGUUCAGCUUCAAGAUUGUCAUGCCCACCUACUUAGAUAACGGGGGCACCUUGCAGUUCGCCAUUAAAUACUGUGUCGGCGGACACGAAUUCUGGGACAAUAACAACGGGAACAACUACAAGGUGCGUCGCCAUCGGCUAAAGAUGUCGCCACCUCGGGAGUGGGAAAAUGGUUGGAUCCACUUUAUCUGAGUGAUGGGGCUCCGAUUUUACGCACCCGAUUAAGUGCGUUAUCUGCGCGUAAUGAUCUCCGGGUAGACCUUAAUGUAACGACUGUAGCCUGUUAAAUGUUUGGAUUCGUUUCUUCUGUCAUAAUCAGCCACUAACAUGCUGUGACAGAAAAUAUUGACCCAUGCUAUUUCCAAACAGCUGCCCUGUUGUGAUGAUAUUACAUUGACUGGUUGAGCCUGACAGGGUCCCAGCAGGAGGGGCGGGGAUGCGGUCUGAUA
This is a messenger RNA of Poecilia latipinna (sailfin molly), 1497 nucleotides long. Its product is annotated as protein phosphatase 1 regulatory subunit 3E. The record is from RefSeq and is a predicted model, not a curated record. The coding region runs from base 356 to 1240 and encodes 294 amino acids. NCBI's taxonomy places the organism in Eukaryota, Metazoa, Chordata, Actinopteri, Cyprinodontiformes, Poeciliidae. The transcript has 2 exons. Gene Ontology annotation, biological process: regulation of glycogen biosynthetic process. Gene Ontology annotation, cellular component: protein phosphatase type 1 complex. Gene Ontology annotation, molecular function: glycogen binding; protein phosphatase 1 binding.